AAAAAAAGGAGAAGAAAAAAAAAAAGAAAAGAAAAACACUAGUCUUGUUUUCUUUGACUACACCACAAUUUGUGGGGUGUCUCAAAAUCAUUGCUCUCUCACUUUUGUCUCCCAAAGUUAGUGUCUUUUUGAACUGUAUCAUUUCCUCAUUCCAUCUUUGCAAGGUUUGUCAUUAGGGUUUUUUCACAAAGUUGAAUGGUGUGAAUGGCGAGAAAGUGAGGAGAAAAUGUGGUUUGUUUAUAUGUUGGAACUUGAUGAAGGAGGUGGGGGGUGUAAAUGAGAGAUUUUGAGAAAUGGGGUGUGUGUUUGGUAAAGAGUCUUCAUCAGUGGAGGAGAGGAGAGAAGAAGUGAGAGAAGCAAAAGCAGAUGUUAGUGGUGGUGUUGGUGGUGGUAGUGGUAGAGAGGUUCAGAAUGAGAAAGAGGGUGGAGAAGAGAAGAGAACAAGGCCUAUUGGGGAGAGAAAAAGGCGAUCUUCGAAGCCGAAUCCAAGGUUGAGCAAUCCACCUAACAAUGUUCAUGGUGAACAGGUUGCAGCUGGUUGGCCAUCUUGGUUGUCUAAGGUUGCUGGUGAAGCUAUCAAUGGAUUGAUUCCUAGGAGAGCUGAUACUUUUGAGAAGCUUGAUAAGAUUGGGCAAGGUACAUACAGCAAUGUUUACAAAGCUAGGGAUACUUUAUCGGGGAAGAUUGUUGCCCUAAAGAAGGUUCGUUUCGACAAUUUAGAGCCUGAGAGCGUGAAGUUUAUGGCCAGAGAGAUUCUGAUUCUGCGUCGUUUGGAUCAUCCUAAUGUUGUCAAACUGGAAGGCUUAGUGACUUCUAGAAUGUCAUGCAGUUUAUAUCUCGUGUUUGAAUACAUGGUUCAUGAUCUGGCUGGACUUGCUACAAACCCCACGAUUAAGUUCACAGAGCCUCAGGUAAAAUGUUACAUGCAUCAGCUGUUUUCUGGGCUGGAACAUUGUCACAACCGUCACGUGCUGCAUCGUGAUAUAAAGGGUUCAAACCUUCUUAUUGACAACGAUGGAGUUCUCAAGAUUGCUGAUUUUGGAUUAGCUUCCUUCUUUGAUCCUGAUCGCAAGCACCCGAUGACAAGUAGAGUGGUGACUUUAUGGUAUCGACCUCCAGAACUUCUUCUUGGAGCCACUGAAUAUGGUGUAGGUGUGGAUCUCUGGAGUGCUGGUUGCAUUCUUGCAGAAUUGUUGGCCGGAAAACCUAUCAUGCCUGGUCGAACAGAGGUGGAGCAGCUACAUAAGAUAUUUAAGCUAUGUGGUUCUCCUUCUGAAGAAUAUUGGAAAAAGUCGAAGUUGCCACACGCCACCAUUUUUAAGCCUCAACAAUCAUACAAGCGAUGCAUAGUGGAGACUUUUAAGAAUUUUCCACCAUCGUCCUUGCCACUGAUCGAGACCCUUCUUGCAAUUGAUCCAGAUGAACGCCUGACUGCUACUGCUGCAUUGCAUAGUGAAUUCUUUACUACAAAACCAUAUGCUUGUGAGCCUUCUAGCCUUCCUAAAUAUCCUCCCAGCAAAGAGAUGGAUGCAAAGCUACGUGAUGAAGAAGCUAGAAGAUUGAGAGCAGCUGGUAGAUCAAAUGCCGACGGUGUCAAGAAAUCUCGUCCGCGUGAGCGAGUAGGGCGUGGAAUUCCAGUUCCAGAUGCCAAUGCUGAACUUCAAGCAAAUAUUGAUAGACGGCGAUUAAUCACGCACGCAAAUGCUAAGAGCAAGAGUGAGAAGUUUCCUCCUCCGCACCAAGACGGAGCUUUAGGCUAUCCUUUGGGUUCUUCACAACACAUGGAUCCAAUUUUCGAUCCUCCCGAUAUUCCAUUCAGUUCCACAAACUUCUCGCAACCGAAAGCAAGUAUCCAAACUUGGUCCGGUCCAUUGGUAGACACCGGUGGCGAUGGUGCACCAAGAAGAAAGAAGAAACAUGGCAGGUGAUGAGCAUACACAAUCCAAAUUCAUCAAAGGAAGACUCAAAAUGAUGAGAUAUAUCAAGAGUCAAAGAAAUAUUUUAUUCUUGUAGUAUAACACCAAUCAUUUUUUAGGAGUAUUCAUGAAGCUGCAAAUGUUGCCGACUUCAUUCUCUAUCUUGUAUAUCUUAAUUUUUUUUUUCCACUUAAAUUAGAUGAACAUCUAAUAAACAGUUUUUGAUAAUGGUGUUGGUGAUUUAUAUUUUCUUACUAAUAUUGUUACUUAUCCAAACAAUUUUUGUUCCA
Molecule: messenger RNA, 2206 nt
Organism: Cicer arietinum (chickpea)
Lineage: Eukaryota; Viridiplantae; Streptophyta; Magnoliopsida; Fabales; Fabaceae
Product: probable serine/threonine-protein kinase At1g54610
Biological process (GO): positive regulation of transcription elongation by RNA polymerase II; protein phosphorylation
Cellular component (GO): nucleus; cyclin-dependent protein kinase holoenzyme complex
Molecular function (GO): RNA polymerase II CTD heptapeptide repeat kinase activity; ATP binding
Source: RefSeq, a predicted model, not a curated record